This is a messenger RNA of Culicoides brevitarsis, 5269 nucleotides long. RefSeq names its product putative mediator of RNA polymerase II transcription subunit 26 (gene Usp10). Gene Ontology annotation, biological process: protein deubiquitination; regulation of autophagy; DNA damage response, signal transduction by p53 class mediator. NCBI's taxonomy places the organism in Eukaryota, Metazoa, Arthropoda, Insecta, Diptera, Ceratopogonidae. Gene Ontology annotation, cellular component: cytosol; nucleus. The record is from RefSeq and is a predicted model, not a curated record. Bases 333 to 4916 code for a protein of 1527 amino acids. Gene Ontology annotation, molecular function: cysteine-type deubiquitinase activity. The transcript is spliced from 10 exons.
UUCUUUUGCUAAAAAAUGUGCGGGAAUUGUGGUGCGGGGCUUGCAAAACUUAUCGCUAAAAAAGGCACAUCGUGGCGUACGUACGGUCCCCGUGUAUGUGUUCGAUGUGUGCGUGCGUAUGACGAGCAAAAACUGUGCACGUCGUAAAUUCCUCUAUCGCUCUAUCGACAUGCGAGCACGAGUUUCUGUGUGCUCGUCGAGUCUUUGACAGUGACGACGAGAGGAAAAAAAAAUUCGUGUUUAAAUAAGGAAGAAAUUCGGGCAAAAUUACGAGUAAUUGCGUCGCAAAAUGUCGCUCGAGUGAUGGAAAAGUGGCGAAACACGCGCUUUAAAUGACACGAGAAGAAUUUUACGAGUUUUUAGAUUUGUCAGGCGUGGACGAUAGUGAAAAGGAUGAAUUAAAGUCAACGUUGUACGAUAACAACGGAAAUAGCGGUGUCGAUAGCGUCGGCAGCAGCAGCAGCAGCAACAGUAGAAGCAACAAGAGUGUACGCGGCAUCGGAAUUGUGAGUCCCGGCAAUCAUCGGGGCACAUCGCGUGGCGGAACGUACGUGGCGACAAAUCAAAAUCGCACUUUUAGACCGUCAACGACAAAUUACGGCGCCCAGCAGGCCCAAAAGAACGUAAAUCGCCCAAAACCCACGGCUUGGGUAACAAAUCGCAAAUUUCAAGGUAACGUGACGACGCAGCAGCAGCAGCAAAACCAAGCGCCGCCGUCGAAAAACGUUGUUGUCGCCUCGAAGCGAUAUGCUUAUCAGCAGCAACAACAAAACCCGCAACAACCACAAGUGAAUCACAAAAGCGGUAACAAUAAUUGUGGCGAUACGAGUUCAUCGACGACUACGACGGAACACAAUCAAGGCAGAUCGACGGCGACGACAACGACAACAAAUAAGAGAAAUUAUGAUGUGAAUAGUGACGGGACGGCAAAAACGGCAGCAAAUCGUCGUGCAAAUAGUGCAAAUAGUAGCUACUCCACUGAAUCCGUUGAUUAUAGUUGUGAUGAAACGAGUUACGCAACGAGCACACCCUUAUCUGCCACCAUUGAAGAGGUUGUUAUGCCAAGAAUCUUAACGCCGUUAGCGACUAUUCCUUUGUAUGCCGUCGUGAAACCAACAUUAGCAGCUACCGCAAUCUUACAGCCGAUAAUUCAGCCACAAACGCCAGCAACGUCAACAAAUACUGCAUCAUCAUCGCCGCCGACAACGAAACAAGUACCCGAAUCAUCAGUGAAUAGCGAAUGUGCUGAAAUCCAUACCGAAAGCGAAGAGCAAAUUCAUCAAAUCCAGGCAACGCCGAUAGAUCCGCAGCAGUUGAACACUUUUUCGCCCGCAUUACCGCCCGAAUCGCCGUCACAAAUGAUCAACAAUCCAAAUCAUCCGGGAGCCAUGUCUCAGAAUCAGCAACAGCAGCAAGCACAGCAACCGCCGCAAUCGGCGCCAACAUCACAACAGCCCCUUUUCAUGAAUCCCCAUGCACCGUACAUGUAUCACAUGCCAAUGAUGCCCCAGCCGGGCAACGUUUUCGUGAGUAAUUUGACGGCAAACGUGAAUGUUCAUGGCUUGAUGCAAUCUGUGCAGCAUUAUUUGCAACCUGCUUAUGUGCCGGCGCAAGAUGUCAACGUGCAAAAUCCGCAUGUCGAUGGGCAGGGACAACCGCAGCAGCAACAACCGGGACAACCGCAAUCGCAAGGCACGCAACAACCGAUGAACAAUCAGAUGCGCGGACAAAAUCGUCGAGGUCGUGCCCGUACCAACAGCAGCAAUUCGCAACGUCGUGAAUUCGUACCGCGCGGCGGAAAUGCCCAACAACCCGAAGUAAUUCCGCAAGUUAUCGAUCCGCAAGCACAAAUGAUCGCCGCGCCGCCCGGACCUCCCUACCAAUAUUACGUUCAAUAUCCGUAUUCGUAUGCGCCGCAAGGACAAGCUGGAGUUCCGCAUCCGAAUGCGCAUCCCGCGACAACUCCUUUGUACGUUCAACAUUUGCCGAUGUACGCAUCGCCCAUGUACGGCUAUCAGCCCGUUUUCCCGAUCAUGCAGCCCGAAUAUAUCGUCGAUGAUGGCGGCAAAGUCGUUGAUGAGCAAGAAAAUGUCCCGCAAAUGUGGUCUCCGAAUCACGAAUAUCAAGAUCCGCAUCAAAUGCAAGAUGGACAAGUGCAAAUGAGUCCCGAGGAAUAUCAGCAAAUGCAACAAACGCCCCAGCAGCAAGAAGAACUUCUCAUUGCGGAACAAGAAUUGAACCAACAAACCGCUCAAAUUCAAAUUCAUCAUCAAACGAUACCGAUGCCACAUCCCGGGAUGCCACAUUCUGUCUUGAAUCCAAAUGUGCCUAAUUUCACGGUUGUCAAUCAGCCAGUUGCGGUUCCCGUCGUCGCUCCCGUUGCCGUACAAGAAGUCGUUCAGCCUCCAUUGCCCUCACAACAGCCUCAUUUCGCGAAUCCCGCUCCUCAAGCGCCGUCCCAAGACUUUGCGAUGGCUCCGCAGGGCAGUAUUUCGCCCAUUGCUGUUGCCCAAUCGUACGCCAAUGUGAAUCAGCAUCUCGCAAUUGCCACAUCAACGAACGAAAAUAACGAACAAACGUUUAUUCAGCAAGCGCAGCAAGUUGUCGUCAUCAAAACUGUCACGCAAAUCGAACAUGAGGCAGCGGCAAAUGAAAAUCUCGUCGCGAACGUUGAUGAAUUCGUACCCGCAACCAAUGAUGUAGUCAAAACAAACAAAGUUCCUUCAAAUGUACAGCACCAACAACCGUCUCCCUUACCUCAGCGUGUCCGUGACACUGCACAAAAUCCCCCGCACAUCAAUGCGCCGCCCUUCGUACCGCAAAGUUUGACAAAAACUGUCUCUUCGGGCUCCCUCACUUCCACGUCGUCGUCGUCAAAUGCGCAAUCCUUGUCGCAAGACAUCCCCAAUGCCGUGCCAAACCAAGUCACUAGUUCUAGUAGUAGCGAAAAGCCUAAAGAGAAGCCCGUUGUUGCCAAGACUGAUCGUUUCGGCGGCGCCAGCAACGCAAAAGUCGUCGAAUGGAAUACCAGCAAGAAAAAUACCGCCUCCGUAUCGGUUUCAGCGGUUCCCGCAAAGCAAGAAACAUCAAACAACAAGACAGCGACUGUCAAUCCAACGGUUAAUGCCUCACAAGUUGUCGUCAAAACGCCUGCCGUUCCCUUCAAAACUGGAAAUACGUCUCCCGUGCCAAGCAAAUCGACUACCGUCGCAAUUCCCGUAGCUGCGAAGAAAGAAGAACUCAAAACUGCACCCGUUAUCGUGCAAGAAGUCAAGAAAGUCGAACAACAAAACAAAGAAGUCACCGCUAACGUUACAGAAAAGAAGCAAACUUUGUCACUUGCGCCUCCGCCGCCGCCUGUCGAUGAAAAUAAACAAGCUCCUGCCAAAUCGUGGGCAAGUCUCUUUGCGGGAGGUGCUCCAAAACCAGCGCCAUUGCCAUCAGCUGCAGUAUCGGGACUGGAAAUGGCUUCGAAAAGACCCAUUGCGAAAGUUUCGCCCUUCGAGACGAACGCUACAAGUCCAAAUUUGGGCGCGCAAUUUAUGCCAGCGACACAAGUGAAGCCAACGACAGAGAAAAAACCCGUCGCCGACGAAUAUUCACUCAAAUUGUCGAAUUUCCUGCAAAAUUACAAGAUUGACAAUAAUAGUAUCAGCAUUUGCCCACGCGGUUUGAUCAAUCGUUCGAACUAUUGUUACAUAAAUGGCAUUUUGCAAGCGCUUGUUUCGUGCCCGCCGUUCUAUCACUUGAUGCGCGACAUGCCAAAGUUGUCCAGUUACAAAACGAAGGGAUGUACGCCGAUUCUUGAAGCGAUGCAAGAAUUGAUCACCGAAUUCCAACCGAGAAAGAUAAUGCGCGAGAAAGGCACCCACGUGAAAGACAUCGAACUCAUCACAGAUACGCCCUUCGAGCCAACCGUCAUCUACAAGAUGCUAAAUAACAUCCGUUCUGAAAUCUUCCAUGUUGAAGGUCGUCAAGAGGAUGCCGAGGAGUUCCUUGGAUGCGUCUUGAACAAAUUAAAUGACGAAAUGUUGGAGAUCAUAAAAUUGACUGACAAACCAGCAGUUGCCGUCAAACAACCCACAACUGUCACGAAAAAGGAGGAAAUCGUGAAUGGCGAUCACAAUGGCGAAGUUAAUCCCGAUGCGGAUGGCGAUGAUUGGCAAGUGAUUGGAAGUCGUAACAAAGGUACCAUCACUCGUACAACCGAUUACGCUCGCACCCCAAUUAGCGACAUUUUCAGAGGAAAACUUCGUAGUCGCGUUACGCGUGAAGGAGAUCACUCCACAGACAAUAUUCAGCCGUUCUUUACGUUGCCACUCGAUAUUGAGCGUGCUACCUCCGUUAACCAAGCUUUAGAUUUGCUCGCGGGACGCGAUCCAUUGGAGGGCAUCACAAGCACCAAAACGAACCAAGAAGUCACGGCAUGGCAACAAGUCACCAUCGAAGAAUUGCCCGUCGUGCUCAUUUUGCAUUUGAAAUGCUUCGAUUACAAGCAAGACGGCUGCACAAAAAUCACAAAAUCUCUCGAGUUCCCAGUUGAGCUGAAAAUUGAAACAAAACUCAUGUCCAACAAGACGAAAUAUUCGCAAAAGCAACGCACCUACAAACUCUUCGCCGUGGUCUAUCACGACGGCAAGGAGGCAUCCAAAGGACAUUAUUUGACAGACGCUUUUCACAUCGGUUACAGCAGUUGGAUCCGCUACGACGACAGCAGCGUCAAACUCGUGAACGAUAAUCAAGUCUUGAAGCCAAUUGCGCCACGCGUACCUUACCUCUUGUGUUACCGUCGUUUCGAUACAAUUAAUACAGCACAAACAAACAACAAUAACAACAACAACAACACGAAUUCAAACAAUAAUAACAAUAACAAUAGCAGUUCGCAGCAACAACGGAACAACUAUCAUCAUAAGUAAACCCCGGAAUGUGUGUCAAAUAUAAUAUUUUUUAUUUUUUAAUUGUGGUGAUGAUGAAAUGAACUAAGAGUGAAUUUAAACCAAAACAUUAUUAUUCAAAAAAAUCUAUAUAUAGAUAUAUAUAAAAAAAAUUGAAGUACUAAGAAUAUUAUUUUACUAAAAAAAACAAUAAAAGGACACUCGUGAGUGAUAGAAAAAAAAAUAUUAAAAAACUAAUACGGAAUAUAAUCAAAAAAAAAUUGGAUUUCACGGAUUUUAUGUUUACAUUUGAUGAUAUUCUUUUAUAAUUGAUAAGCGUUCCACUGUAAUCGUUAAACUAUUAUUAUUAUAGCCAUAUUUUAUUAAUUAUUAUA